AUGGCGGCUGUGGCGUUUUCCGCGUCACGUUGCCAUGCGCCCAGCCUGGUGUUGCAGGCGUCUCGGGGGGUUUGCUCCGGCGGCUUCCGCGGCGGAAGCCGGGGCGUCCACCCGCGCGGCUCGCUGGCGCCGGCGGUUUCGCUGUUGACCGCGGCGGCGUUUGCGAGAGGCGCGGCUCGGCGGCGCAGGAUGUCCAGCCUGGCGGCUUCGGCAGCCCAAGUGAAGGAACUCGGCCUGGCAGAGGAGAACCUGGCGCUGGUCUUCGUGAAGCCCCAUGCUUGCACGCCAAAGGUGCUGCAGCUGGUGCCAGACUUCCUUCGGGAGUCCGGACUCCAGGUCCUUCGCAGUGGGUCCGUGGGUGCAAAGACCAUCGAGGAGCAGGGCAUCAUCGACGCCCACUACGCUGCCAUCGCGAAGGUGGGCAUGGCGAGGGACCUGAGCACCCUGGGCCUGGAGGGCACGGCGGCGAAGUUCGAAGCCGGCUACGGCAGGUCCUUGGACGACGCCUUGGCCAAGAACGAGGUGUGCAGCGCGGUCACGGCCAUGGAGGUGCUGCAGGUGGACCCCAGCGAGCUGCUGCGAAGAUGCCUGGCGGCGGGCUACGAGAAGCUGAGGUCUGGCCUCUACUGCGCGCGCCUGGAGGGUGGCGAGACCGGCCAGCUCUUCGUGCUGAACGGUUUCUACGCGCGCAUGCGGGAGAAGUUCACGAGCCCCGGCGUCACCGUACAUUGGCACGUGGUGGGCUGGCCGCAGUCGCAGCUGCCCUGGGCGGACUUCCGCGGCCAAGUCAUCGGCUCCACGAACCCCGCGGAUGCGGUGGAUGGCUCCUUGCGGGCCAGGAUCCGUGACAGCUGGGAGAACCUGGGUUUGGAGGCGGAGACCAACUACCAGGACAACGGAGUGCACGCCUCCGCGGGACCGCUGGAAGCGCUGAGGGAGCGCAUGGUGUGGUUGGGCGAUGACAUCGAGAGCGACCCUUUUGGCCGCCUGGUCACCGAGCGCUGCUCGUUGAGUGUCAAGGAUCUGGUGGAGAACCCAGUCAUCCAGUUGGACGGGAAGACGGGCCCGGCCUUCGAUCUGCUGGAAGAGCUCGACUGCAAGGAGACCCUGGAGGACAUAUCGACAACCCUGAUGCUAGCAGAAGAUGUGCUUUCAAAGUACUUGUGCCAACGGUGUACCGUAAGGCUCUCGCGUCUGCGAAGCUUUGAGCCGGGCGGGAGCCUGCAGCGACGCAAAGGCGCAGAGAAGCAGGCGGCCGAGAAGCUGCUGUUGUUCCGGGACCUCAUCAACGAGACGGUGGGCGAUGCCAUCUCCAUUUUCCUGGCAGUGGAGGCCGUGCUGUACCUCACUGACUCCGACUGCGACACUUGGCGUGACAUGUACAACGACCUGCCAAACCGGCUAAUCAAGGUGGUUGUGGCGGACCGAGCCGUGUUUGAGACCACUGACGCGGAGCGCAUCUGCGUGCAGCCGAGGGGCCUGCAAGAGGAGAUCGACAAGUGCGUCGCCAAGGUGCCGAAGGGCCGUGCCUUUGUGCGCCCCAGCGGCACGGAGGACGUCGUGCGGGUGUAUGCUGAGGCGGAGACGGUGGAUGACAUGCUGAAGCUCACCCAGGAGGUGGUGGACUUGGCCUUUGACCUGGGCGGCGGCGCCGGGGCCUUGGAUCGAUCCAUGCAGCUAGCGGUGGCCGUUUUGGGCGGAGGAAGGGACCUGAAGACGAAGCACUGGCUACAGGCGGUCUGGUAUCUGGGAAUGUCGGCGCAGACAUUGACGACAUGCUUGAACACCUUCUGCGCAACACUGAAUGCACAACAGUCUAAAGGCGAGUGCCAGAGCAGUGAGGCCAGAGAUGAUGGCGGAGACUACGUCAAGGUAGAGCCUUCCGAGGGCCGCCCCCUCACCGGCGAGGCCUCGGGUUCCUCAGAGAACCUCCGGCUGGUGGGCAAGAAUGGGGAGGGGAAGUCCUCCAUCAAGCUGCUGGCGCCGCUGAGUCUGGUGCCGCAGGUGGUCCUGGACAGCAGCCUGAAGAGACUAGGCUACCAGGUCGUCGAGAAGACGUUUCGAGUUCUGCCUUUCCUCACCAUCUACGGGGGCACCGCGGCUCUCAUCACUUGCGUGGCCUUGAGAUAUCGCUGGGGCGUGCUGAUGUCGAUGAUGCUGUACUCCUGCUUCAUGUUCUUCACGGCAGUUGAGAUGGUGGUAUGGGGAGCCUGGGGUCCGGGCCUCAAGUGA
This is a messenger RNA of Effrenium voratum, 2232 nucleotides long. Lineage: Eukaryota; Dinophyceae; Suessiales; Symbiodiniaceae. The record is from the annotation of a GenBank genome assembly.